AUGCACAUCACGGCGUCCAUGUCGCCGGCAUCUGGCGAAAUGCUGGACAGCAACGAGCACCGAGUGCCCGAGUCCUCGCACACGAUAGAGAUCGAGUAUGUUUACGAGGCGCCGAAGAAGAGGGACGAGGACACGGACCUCACGAACCUCAACUGGCUGCAGAACAUCACCAAUAUCAUGUCGGUGCCGCAGUCCCCGCCGCCGAAGGUGCAGAGCACGCGGCUGGAGAAGUUUAAUCAGACGAUAGCCAAGUGCCAGGCGGACUUCAUGGCGAAUCGGGAGUUGUAUAAGGGCAGCGAGAAGAAGCCGCCCUACUCGUACAGCACCCUCAUCUGCAUGGCCAUGAGGUACAACCAUGACAAGAUGACGCUGUCCGCGAUCUACGCGUGGAUCAGGGACAACUUCAAGUACUAUAGGAACGCGGAUCCGACGUGGCAGAACUCCAUCAGACACAACCUAUCACUGAACAAGGUGUUCGUAAAGGUAGCGCGUUCAAAGCAAGAGCCAGGCAAAGGCGGCUUCUGGAAACUAGAUCUAGCACACCUGGAGGGCACUAAGCGCAUGUCCAAUCGACCUCACAAGAAGAGAAAACUGGAAAAGGACUCUAAAACCGAAGACAAAAUAGCAGUAGCCAACAUACCGCAGAUGGAUUCCCACUUAGACAUUACUGAAAUAGACCAGGCCGUGACCUUACAUUUGCCGGAAAUCAAUUUACCAAUGGACUUGGAUACAAGUAUUGGUGCGAAUGUGAUAGUAGAACCGGCGAUCCCCCCACCUUUGAUACCUGAUGACGAUUUGUCUUCGCUGCUCCUAAAUCCAACGGACUGGGGCGAUUUGCAGCUGGACAUGUUCGAUAACUAUUUGGAUCCAUGCUUCAAGUAA
Molecule: messenger RNA, 882 nt
Organism: Leptosia nina
Lineage: Eukaryota; Metazoa; Arthropoda; Insecta; Lepidoptera; Pieridae
Source: the annotation of a GenBank genome assembly